AUGGCGAGACCACUCAGAUCAGUCCUGACCAUCGCAGGAUCAUCCCUCGCAGGCCCUUCACGAGUCUCCUCGAGAGCAAGAGCUCCUGUCCAGGUCAGAACAGCAUGGAACAUGGCAGACUUAUCCCGUAAUCUCCGUCUCCCCUGGUCAAAAGAAAACGCCACCACUUCCACCACCGACGAACCCCUUCCAGCCCAGAUCACCGACGAGCCCACUUCUUCCUCGGACGCCCAGGGCAACCUGUUCGACUCUGUCACCGCCCCCGUCAAGGACUCUCCCAAAAACAAAAAGAAGCUCGCCAAGCGUGGCACAAACUUUGAAUGGACCGAACAUUCCUACUCGUCUGCCCCGCACAAGAUUUCACCGCGAAAGCUGAAUUUGCUCUCGAGGCAGAUUGCGGGCUUGCCGGUGGAUGAGGCGAUUGUGCAGAUGCAAUUCUCGGAGAAGAGGGCGAGUAAAUGGGUCAAGAGCACGUUGGCGUUGGCGCGAGAUCAUGCGAUGGACAAGAAUUUGAAGAGGGACAAGCUUGUUGUCUCCGAGGCUUGGGUGUCGAAGGGUCAAAAGAUUGGACGUAUCGACAUCAAGGGUCGAGGAAAGUACGGUAUCUUGCACCACCAGUCUGCGCGUAUCCACGUUGUCCUUCGUGAAGGCUCGACUGUCGCCGAGAAACAGCAGAUCCAGUACGACAAGGCCAUCCGUAAGGUCAGGAGUGCGGGGCAAGUGCGAGAGGAUACCCCUUUGAGAAGGAAGGUGGUCAGCGGGUGGACUUGGUAG
Molecule: messenger RNA, 774 nt
Organism: Cryptococcus wingfieldii CBS 7118
Lineage: Eukaryota; Fungi; Basidiomycota; Tremellomycetes; Tremellales; Cryptococcaceae
Product: 50S small subunit ribosomal protein L22
Exons: 4
Coding region: 1-774 (257 amino acids)
Biological process (GO): translation; ribosome assembly
Cellular component (GO): mitochondrial large ribosomal subunit; ribosome
Molecular function (GO): structural constituent of ribosome
Source: RefSeq, a predicted model, not a curated record